ACCGGCAGUUUCCAAACAGGUCAAGACCAUGGCAGUCCUCAGUUCCAUGUUGCUGCCACUCGGGCUGUUUCUAUGCUUCGGACUGCUGUGUUCUUCUGCCAGCUCUGCAGAUGACAUUGACAACUGCAUGAUCUUCAAUGAGGUCACCACCACUAGCCAAGGCAUCAUGGCCAAUUCAGAUGUCUAUGAAAGCAACACAAACUACACAGUAUGGGUUCCCGUGAAUGCCAGUAUCAGCUCUGUGGUCCUGCGAGCAGUGGACACGAACAACAACUCACUAGGCCUCUGGGAAAAAGUAGACGUGCUCUGCAACAACAACGCCCUAUAUUACCUGGAUAACCCAAGUGACCAGCUCUUCAAAGCAAACUGGGUAUCUCCUAACUCAACGAACAUAACUACAAUCGUAUUACAAGCCUUCACUAUUAAUAUCUACAAUGUGGCUACAUUUUCUUCUCUGCAACUAGAAAGAAAAGACACAACCACUUACCAGAGCUCUACAACCAGGACAAACCCACACCCAACCUCAACAAAAGGACACAUCUCCACAGCGAGAACAACUCCACAACCAACUGCAACAAGAGAACACAUUUCCACAACCACAACAACCCCACAUCCAACCCCAAUAACAGAACACAUCCCCACAACCACAACAACCCCACACCCAACCCCAAUGACAGGACACUUCUCCACAGCCAGGACAACCCUACAUCCGAUCCCAAGGACAACCAGCUUGGCCAACAGAACCUUCCUCUGCCCCAUCACAAGUACCAUUCAGAUCCUGCUAGUCUUUCUCACCAGCAAACUCAUCUCCUAGAAGGAAGCUAGGAAAACAAUUGCUCCUGCUUCCACUGCAUCCUCCUAUAUUCCGUUCAAAGCCAGUGCUCUGACAGGCAUGUGAAUGAAGACUUUACAUUCUCAAAUGUGCAACUCUACUACCACUGCUUUGGACCAAAACAGAGACCUGAGGGUCACUUGGUGGAGGGUAGCUAGUCCACUCACUGGUGGACUUGGGGCACACAGAUGUUCAACUGGAUCUCUCAGGACACAAAUUAGGCUUUUUGUUAGCUGCUUAGACCUAGUCUGGGUGUAACCCGGAAUUCUGGCUCUCAGUUUCACAUGCUGACAGCCAAUUCCACAGCCAAUGUAAACUUUUGUUCACUGCCAAAUGAUUCCUCCACACCUGAGUCUCCAUGGGGAAAACCUUUCUUCACUUUCAAGAUGACCUCAGAUUUCUGACCAAACCCACUCAGGUUACACAGAGCUUCUGUGUCUCAUGUCACCCAAAAAGGAAAAGAAAAAGGAAUAGCCCUGAUGUUAUUGGCCACACCAGUAGUAUGUGAAGGGCUAGAAAACAGGAAUGUACCAUGUCUGAGCAAACAACCAUAGGGAAAUAUUAUGGUAUAAAAACAG
Messenger RNA from Zalophus californianus (California sea lion), 1410 nucleotides. RefSeq names its product placenta expressed transcript 1 (gene PLET1). The transcript has 4 exons. The coding region runs from base 29 to 814 and encodes 261 amino acids. Gene Ontology annotation, cellular component: apical plasma membrane; external side of plasma membrane. NCBI's taxonomy places the organism in Eukaryota, Metazoa, Chordata, Mammalia, Carnivora, Otariidae. Gene Ontology annotation, biological process: positive regulation of cell migration; wound healing, spreading of epidermal cells; negative regulation of cell-matrix adhesion. The record is from RefSeq and is a predicted model, not a curated record.